AUGAGGCAGCUACUAACGCUGGUAAUGUGUGUUGCUGUGGUGAUACUACUCGAGCAAUGUGAGGCUACCCCAUCACCCAUUGUCCUCAUUCCGGGGAUAAUGGGCUCUCGGCUUAAAGUGAAGGACAACACACCAAGAUCUCUAUGCUCCACUCGCCACAAAUACAAGAAGCUGUGGAUUAAUCCUGCUCGAAUUUACUGCGCAGUAAGAGAAUUACCGUUGCUUUACGAUGCAAGUACCAACUCGUUCCAUAACAACACUAAAGUCAAGAUCCAUGUUCCGGGAUUUGGCAAUACAAACGGUGUUGAGUACUUGACUACAGGCGGCUUGAUGCCUUACUUACACGAGGCGGUGGAAUACUUUGUAGAUCGAGGCUACAAAAGAGGAAAGACAAUACGUGCUGCUCCUUAUGACUGGAGAUUGGCUGCAGGCUCAGCUCCAUUAUUUUACAUAUCACCAUCACAUGCAGAUGAGCUUGAGAAGAGAGGAUACUUCCAUCGUUUCAAGUCGAUGAUUGAAGACAUGUACGAAACCAACAGCAAUACGAAGAUGACCCUGGUCGUACACAGUAUGGGUGGUCUCGUUUCCCUGCACUUUCUGACUGGCUUCAGUGGGAUUAACCAAGCAUGGAAGGACAAGUACAUCCAUGCGUACGUUACACUGUCAGCUGCUUGGUCCGGAGGUGCUAGUGCAUUGCAAACAGUUAUAUCUGGGAUACACAAUACACAUGGUUUCUUACUAUUUGCAAAUGAUUAUAUUAGUGACUUCGUUGUUCCAAUUGUUCGCACACUAGAAAGUAUCCCUUGGCUCUUUCCGAAAACUUCUGUUUUUGGAAAUGAAGUAUUCGUUUCGACACCAUCUAAGAAUUAUACGGCUAGUGACUAUGAAAAUCUCUUUGGAAAUAUUGGCUACACAAAUGGCUACCUAUUCUUUCAAAGAGUGCAAGCACUUGUCACUGAUUUUCCUGCUCCGAAUGUAUCAACGUACUGUUACUAUGGCGUUGGUGUAAACACUCCGGAAAAACUCUCGUACGAAAAAGAUUUUCGAUCUGGUGUGAACACAAUUGGUUUGACUCCCACUACUAUUUUUAGUGAUGGAGAUGGUACAGUGAACAUCGAGAGCUCAAGGGUAUGUCACGGGUGGUCAAGCAUGAAACCACAAUAUAAUUUCUUCCACAAAGCGUACAAUGAGGUUGAUCAUUUGAAUAUUAUAAGGAUGAGCACGUUUUGAAUGACAUUGCUAGAAUAGUUGGAGCACCUCGAAAAAGGAAAAGCUUUUGGGAGAGACUUUUUGGAUAAUGAUUUGUGGAAUUCAAAUUAGUUAUACAUGUACGUACCUAGUUUGUUAGCAUUAGAAGUUUAGAACUUAACCCGAAACGAUCAGCACGGAUGCAUAAUUAUGCGAAUUGUUUAUGGCAUCAAGCAAAAAGCAUGCUUUUAUUUAGUUGUGAUAUUUUUUCCUGAUGUAUAUUUUCUCUGUAAA
Messenger RNA from Halichondria panicea, 1482 nucleotides. RefSeq names its product phosphatidylcholine-sterol acyltransferase-like. Gene Ontology annotation, biological process: lipid metabolic process. The record is from RefSeq and is a predicted model, not a curated record. The transcript is spliced from 4 exons. Lineage: Eukaryota; Metazoa; Porifera; Demospongiae; Suberitida; Halichondriidae. Bases 1 to 1230 code for a protein of 409 amino acids.